This is a messenger RNA of Parathielavia appendiculata, 711 nucleotides long. RefSeq lists its product as uncharacterized. NCBI's taxonomy places the organism in Eukaryota, Fungi, Ascomycota, Sordariomycetes, Sordariales, Chaetomiaceae. The record is from RefSeq and is a predicted model, not a curated record. The annotation marks the transcript as partial. Gene Ontology annotation, molecular function: DNA binding. The transcript has a single exon.
AUGGAAACGUACUACGGCGUUGUGCGGACGCCCGCCGACGCCAUCAAGCUCUUUGAGGCAUGCAGGCUCGGCCUCCUACCGCGCGUCCAGAGGAGGUUAUCGGAGAAGGAGCGAUCAGCAAUCCGCUCGGGCUCCGUCUUCGUGUGGGAUGAGCGCGAAGCAGGAAUGAGGAGAUGGACCGACGGCAAGUCCUGGAGCGCCAGCCGUGUGUCUGGGAGCUUCUUGACCUAUCGUGAGAUGGAAGGCAAGAGGGGGAACGCGUUUGGCGGUAGCAGGCGAGGCGCCGGGAAGACUCCGGACUCUGGCCGCGGGAGCGACGAGGACCACGACGACGAGCCAGACGGAUACCGUUACAAGCCCGACGGUCUGACGAAGCAGUCGUUCAGCAUCACGAACUCGGCUGGCCAGCAUCUGCACUUGAUCGCAUACUACUCUCGAGGGCCGCUCGAUCUGAUGCAGCCGAGCACAGACCCGAGCCUCAGGCACAUCGUCCCAGCCAAAGGCAUGUAUCCAGAAUCGAGCCUUGCUGAGGCGGCCCCAGCGGUCACACGGACCCCGAUGCACCAGCCGGCCUACCCCCCGCACCACCCACCGCAUCCUCACCACGGCUACCCUCCCCACUACCCGCCUCCAGGCUACGGAUGGCCUCCCUCGCCUGCUGGGACACCGCCCUACAGCCACGGCCACUACGCAUAUUCACAGCCACUUCCG